Molecule: messenger RNA, 2457 nt
Organism: Alosa sapidissima (American shad)
Lineage: Eukaryota; Metazoa; Chordata; Actinopteri; Clupeiformes; Clupeidae
Gene: slc35a2
Product: solute carrier family 35 member 2
Exons: 5
Coding region: 392-1534 (380 amino acids)
Biological process (GO): pyrimidine nucleotide-sugar transmembrane transport
Cellular component (GO): Golgi membrane
Molecular function (GO): UDP-galactose transmembrane transporter activity
Source: RefSeq, a predicted model, not a curated record
AUUAAGGUUUCGCCGCAGAUGAGCAAAAUCUUUUUUUUUAAAUCAGCCGCUCUAUGGACCAAUGACACGACAGACAAGGCGGAAAUAAAGGAACGGAGACAACAAGAGGCUGAAUGUAUGUAGCUAGAGGGGAGAUGAAUGUAAACGUGUAUAGUAACAGACCUAACUAGGUUGACACUGCAUUUAACAUUGUUACAUUCUCAGCCAUGUCUACGAUAUCAGGGCCUCUGUUUCUAGUUUGACUGCAACAGUCUCAAAGGUCCAGUUUGAUUGAAGUCUGAGUAGGGGCUGUAUUAGAGCAGAGCUAGCUGGCCAGGACAUUAGCCUACUGGAGAAGCUGGUGUUUGUUAGCUAGCUAGCCAGUUCUCUGCACUGAAACGUCAAUGCCAACAUGGCAGGGAGCAGCCAUGACACAGGCUCUGGAGUUGGUGAAGAUAAGAGUUUUCGCAGUAAACAAAACGAAGAUGUGAACAAGAAGCUGAAGUACAUCAGUUUGGCUAUCCUGGUGAUCCAGAAUGCCUCACUCAUCCUCAGCAUCCGAUAUGUUCGAACACUGCCGGGGGAUCGCUUCUUUGCAACCUCGGCUGUCGUCAUGGCAGAGAUUCUCAAAGGCUGCACUUGUCUGCUCAUCAUUUUGUUUCAAAAAAGGGGUAACCUCAAGGAGUUUGGGGUUCUCCUGUACAACUCUAUAGUCGUUCAGUACAGCGACACGCUAAAACUGGCCGUCCCAUCCCUUAUCUACACACUCCAGAACAACCUGCAAUAUGUGGCCAUUUCAAACCUCCCAGCAGCCACAUUCCAGGUGACGUAUCAGCUGAAGAUCCUGACCACAGCCCUCUUCUCCGUGCUGAUGCUGCGGAAGAGCCUCUCGCGGGUGCAGUGGGUCUCCCUGCUGCUGCUUUUUGCCGGCGUGGCCAUUGUCCAGGUGCAGCAGGAGAGUGGCAAGCAGAAGGAGGCCGCAGCGGCCGACCCCAGCCAGAGCUACGGCAAGGGUCUUGUGGCGGUGGUGGUGUCCUGCCUGUCGUCGGGCUUCGCCGGCGUCUACUUUGAGAAGAUCCUCAAGGGCAGCUCGGCGUCGGUGUGGCUGCGGAACGUGCAGCUGGGCAUCUUUGGCACAGUCCUGGGCCUGCUGGGCCUGUGGUGGAACGACGGUACCGCCAUCGCCGAGAAGGGCUUCCUGUUUGGCUACACGCCCAUGGUGUGGGGAGUGAUCCUCAACCAGGCAUUUGGCGGCCUCCUGGUGGCCGUGGUGGUGAAGUAUGCCGACAACAUCCUGAAGGGCUUUGCCACCUCCUUCUCCAUUGUGGUGUCCACAAUCAUGUCCGUCUACCUCUUCGGCUUUCACGUGGACUUGGUCUUCACGCUGGGUGCAGGGCUGGUCAUUGGGGCCGUGUACAUGUAUAGUCUGCCCAAGCAGAGUGUCGCCGCCUCUUCUUCGGCCUCAACCAUGAGCCACGGAAGAAGCAACCCAGGAGGAGACUCAGAGCUGGAAGCUUUUCUCUCCAAGAAUUCUGUGAAAGAAAAGGAAAGCUGAAAUGAUCACAUCCCUGCAUCAGUGAUAUAAUUAAAGUUGUGAAAGCCCUGCCAAAGCAAAAUGGAGAAAUGGAUAUGUGGUGGUUCAAGUGCCUUCUGUUAAUUGUAAGUUGUAGCAGUUAGUGUAAGCAUUACUUUAUGACUCUACCUUCCACUAAUCUACAAUACAAUAUUUUUAUUUGGAUUUGUGGAAAUCUUUUUUACAUUGAAACUUAAAGUAUGGACACCCACUAAGUAUACUGAAUUUGAUCAUGUAAUUAGGUGACAUUUAAUGGUUAAAUUGCUUGAUGCUAUUCUAUGAUGACACUAUUAUAUACGGUUGUAACAUAUUUUAAUGAUUUACCUUGUUUUUACCUCAUUGAAAAUGAAUUAAAAAAAAAAAAAAAGGGUUUAUGUUGGGUUGUCUGCUUACACUACAUCUGUCUGCAGAUUUAAUGUAUCAAUAGGCACUCUAUGCGCAUUCACUUAACUGUCUUUAAAAUGUGCAUGUUUAAGCAAUGCAUUUGAUUCAGUGACACACUCACUCAUAACUGUUGAACACAGUAUUGGUGCUUUGAGAAAGACUCUUAACAGUGGGUGUGUAUACUUAUGUGACUUGAUCUUUUGCAUAUUGGCGCCCCCCUCUGGCACUAAUGCAUAUCUUUAGCUAAAAACAUGAAAGCAUCAGACAGUAAUGUUUUUAUUUCCUACAACAUUUCAGUUCAGCUUCAAGUAUUUCACAGCAGUGCAGUGUAUAUGUUUGCUGUGCAAUAUAUGAAAGUUAAUAAUAAUAACAAACCUGAUUGCAUAUACUAUUGUAUGUUUGAACACUCCAUUUGCCAGUAUUUUGUAUUAGACGAUUCCAAGUAUGUAUAUGUGUGCCCAUGCUGCAAACUGCUUUGAUAGUUCCACUGGCACAAUAAUAAAACAUUUUUAAAAAUCUGA